Molecule: messenger RNA, 1561 nt
Organism: Achroia grisella
Lineage: Eukaryota; Metazoa; Arthropoda; Insecta; Lepidoptera; Pyralidae
Product: proton-coupled zinc antiporter SLC30A2-like
Exons: 9
Coding region: 150-1451 (433 amino acids)
Biological process (GO): response to zinc ion; zinc ion transmembrane transport
Cellular component (GO): plasma membrane
Molecular function (GO): zinc ion transmembrane transporter activity
Source: RefSeq, a predicted model, not a curated record
CUCCUAUUGUAUAUAUAAUUAUGAUAUAACGCUGAUAUAUGUAUUUACAUAUUGAACUUGCGAGUAUCUGGCAGUUUUUGUGACUUCGCAGUUAUGUGCUGUGUAGUGAGAAAAUUUUAAUUUUCGCGAGUGCUAGUCUAGGCGCCAGAAUGUCUGAUGAACUUGAAGCCAGAAUGUGGGAUGAUGGAGGCUCCAGGUACGAGUCUAGGAGUCGGGGCGCGUAUUUCGAGUCAGCUUUUGCAUCUUCAGAACAUUUAGACAGAGCUCCUUUGUUAUCUGAGGAGACGUACACGGACGUGCCAGUGUCUCCGGCACCUGAGGCCGAGCAUUGCCAUUGGAAGCCGCAAGCGGAGCCUCCCAGCGCGAUACCUCAACUGCUGAUCGCUCUAGUCCUCUGUGGAUUCUUUAUGAUAUGCGAACUUAUUGGUGGGUACUUAGCCGGUAGUCUGUCGGUGAUGUGUGAUGCUGCACACAUGCUCAGUGAUUGCGGCGGGUUUGCACUUGCCCUCCUCGCGUUCCACUGCGCCAAACGACCGCCGGAUGUACACAUGUCUUAUGGAUACAAGCGUGCAGAGGUGCUGGGCGCGAUGGUGUCCGUUCUUCUAAUCUGGAUCCUGACGGGCGUGUUCGUGUACGUGGCUGCAGUGCGGCUACACACAGACGAGUACAGUAUCGAGCCCAACAUCAUGAUGAUCGUAUCGGGCUGCGGCGUCGUGUUCAACGUUAUACUAGCGCUCGUGUUACACGGCUGUGCCUCCGAUAUAGCUCACCAUCACACGCACGGUGGGGCAGCGUGUCCGCACACGCACGCACACACGCACGACACGGACGCGCCGCGCGUCGGGUUCCGUCUGUUUAGGAGAUCGCGCGAACAUAAACAGACAAACGGUGCUCUAGUGAAUGGAGAUUAUGGUAUGAAGGAUCUGUCCAGUGCGGAGGCUAAUGUCGGAUCUAGAGCCAGGAACAUCAACCUACGUGCUGCACUCAUCCACGUAAUAGGAGAUUUGAUACAAAGCUGUGGAGUACUGCUAGCUUCUGUGGUCAUCAAGUUUUAUCCGGCGGCGAAGGUGGUGGACCCGGUGUGCACGUUCGUGUUCAGCGUGGUGGUGCUGAUGACGUCGGCGCGCGUGGUGCGGGACGCGCUCCGCAUGCUGAUGCAGGGCGUGCCGCCCGCGCUGCGCUACCGGGACUGCGUCGCCGCCCUCGCCGCGCUGCCCGGCGUCAGGCACGUGCACUCGCUGCACGCCUGGCAGCUCUCCACGCACCACCUCGUGCUCACCGCGCACGUGGCGCUCGAUGAUCUGGCGGAUCCUGAGACGGUGCUCCGCGCGUGCCAGCGACUGGCGCGGGUGGAGUUCGCGGUACAGUCGGCGACAUUCCAGCUGGAGCGGUACUCGGCCGCCAUGUCCUCGUGCCACACGUGUCUCCAGCAGCCGGCCCUCGUGCCCUGACACCUUCACACGCUCUCGCACUAGCUGCCGCUCCGUACAAGGGUGUGAUAAGCUACAAAGGAGAUAUACGGGUCUGACAGAUACACAUUAGUCUGCAACUGCUGUCACAG